Molecule: messenger RNA, 1601 nt
Organism: Setaria italica (foxtail millet)
Lineage: Eukaryota; Viridiplantae; Streptophyta; Magnoliopsida; Poales; Poaceae
Product: probable WRKY transcription factor 65
Exons: 3
Coding region: 275-1411 (378 amino acids)
Biological process (GO): regulation of DNA-templated transcription
Cellular component (GO): nucleus
Molecular function (GO): DNA-binding transcription factor activity; transcription cis-regulatory region binding
Source: RefSeq, a predicted model, not a curated record
CGGGUUGACUUCGCCUCGCCGCGAUCGGGCCGGCGGGUAGGGUAGAGAGCUAUAGAGAGCCCGUGCCGCCCGCGUUGUAUCCCCCCGGCCUGCGCGUCCAAAUACACGUACGCGUAUAUAUGCGGGCGCGGGGGCCCGGGGGCCUGCUCGACGGCUACUGCCAAAAGUCAACCCCCAUCCCCCCCUCGCCUCCUCUCUCUCCCCAGACACCACGCCGCACGCGUCCCCCCGGCUCGUCAAAGGCUCAAAAGGCGCCGGUAGUAGGUCGCCGUUCAUGCGCGGCGUGCUGCUGCUCAUGGCGGAGCACUUCAACGACUGGGACCUGCAGGCCGUCGUCAGGAGCUGCGGCAGCGUCGCCCACCCGGACCCGCCGGCGGGGCGCGGCCGUCCUCGCGCCGCCGCGGCGCCGAGAGCGGAAGCGGAAGCCGAGGCAGCGGGGGCAGCGCCGGCAGAGCCGACCACGCCUGCAGCGGCGCGGGGAGGAGAGGUGCCGGCGCGUGCUGCGCCGGUGGCGGCGGCGGUGCAGGGACACGAGCGGGCGCCGCCGGCGGUGGCGGCCAAGGGCGCGGCGCUGCUGUACGACCUGGAGUACCUGGACCUGGACCACAAGCCGUUCCUGCUGCCGGUCACGCCGUCGCCGCGGGGCGCGCGCGCGGGGGACGACGGGCGCGAGCGCGAGGUGAUGAUCUCUUUCCCCGCGGCGGCGGCCUCGACGUCCGGGAUGCAGCAGCAGAGGGCGGUGCCGCCUGGCCGGAAGGCCGGCGCGCGCACGCCGCGGCCGAAAAGGAGCAAGAAGAGCCAGCUGAAGAAGGUGGUGCGGGAGAUGCCGGUGGCCGACGGCGGCGCGUCGUCGUCGGACCCGUGGGCGUGGCGCAAGUAUGGCCAAAAGCCCAUCAAGGGAUCGCCUUAUCCGCGGGGGUACUACAAGUGCAGCAGCAUGAAGGGGUGCAUGGCGCGGAAGCUGGUGGAGCGCAGCCCGGCCAAGCCCGGUGUGCUCAUCGUCACGUACAUGGCGGACCACUGCCACCCCGUGCCCACUCAGCUCAACGCGCUCGCGGGCACCACGCGCCACAAGUCGUCGUCGGCCGGCACCGCGGCGGCCGCCGAGGACACCGCGACGUCGUCGCCCAGGAGCCACGAGCAGCAGGGCCCUUCUUCUGUCGGCAGGGACGGCAGCACCGCCGACGCAGAGGACGCGGCGAGGUGCGACGUCGUCGACGGCAACGACAAGUCGACGGCGAUGGCCUUGGAGUUUGGCGCCGAGGAGAUCGCGGCCGCCGACGACGAGAACGAGCUGUGGCCCGCGGGGAUGGACCUGGACGAGCUCUUGGCGCCCGCGGACGACGACUUCGAUUUUGAACACGUCGUGGACGAGGAGGAUGGCGUGCUGGGACGUCGGCUCUCGCUCUAGCUGGAGUUGAGCGCUGUAGCGUCAGAUCAGAACAAUCUAUUGCGCAGAGAUCCUGACCCCAAGAGAUGCAAUGUAUAGGCGUCUGUUGUGUGCGUUUCUGACAGACAGGAUCCCAAAAUCAAAAGCUGAUUUUUUUCGUGUGUAUCUGCGUACUCGCGCAAUAUCCGAGAGGUCGGUGCGCAUUGAUUUU